Melitaea cinxia (Glanville fritillary) is the source of this 1572-nucleotide messenger RNA. Its product is annotated as beta-ureidopropionase-like. The record is from RefSeq and is a predicted model, not a curated record. Gene Ontology annotation, molecular function: beta-ureidopropionase activity. NCBI's taxonomy places the organism in Eukaryota, Metazoa, Arthropoda, Insecta, Lepidoptera, Nymphalidae. The transcript has a single exon. Bases 254 to 1417 code for a protein of 387 amino acids.
UUUUUUAUUAACCAAAAAUAGACAUUAAUAAAUUAAUGGUGAUAAGUUUUAAGUACAUUUAUAUACUCUUUGGUGUUAAGUAAAUAAGUGGGUUAUCGCUAUCAGUUUUCGCUAUCAAUUUUUCUGUGGUGGAACACAAAACACACGUUCUUGAAAUAACUUAUACGAAUAUUUAAUUAAUGUCACAGUGGUGUUUUCGAUAUAUAAAAUUUUUACAAUUUAUUUCUAAGUUUAUCUUUUUUAGCCUUUAAUUAUGUCAGAUACAGUAGAAAUGGAAAGCUUUGAUAGUUUGGUUAAUCUUUCUUUAAAUGGAUCUAAAUUGGAUGAAUUUAACAGAAUUUACUAUGGAAGAAAAGAACACAAAUAUCUCAAAAUUAAAGAAACAAACAUUAACUUUGCUAAGAAAUCUAAUUUUGAAAUUGCAGCUUACGAUUUUCCCGCUCCUAAAGAAGAAAUUAGAAGUCCCCGCAUUGUAAAAAUCGGUAUAAUACAACAUUCAAUUGCUGUUCCAACAGAUAGACCAAUCACAGAACAAAGACAGGGUAUAUUUGACAAAAUACGAAACAUAAUUGCCACCGCUGCUGAUGAAGGCGUUAAUAUAAUAUGUUUACAAGAAGCUUGGAGUAUGCCAUUUGCUUUUUGCACUAGAGAAAAACAGCCGUGGUGUGAAUUUGCUGAAUCUGCAACAGAGGGCCCAAGUAAUGUAUUUCUUAAAGAACUUGCUGCAAAUUACAAUAUGGUUAUAGUCUCGCCUAUUUUAGAAAGAGAUGAAUCUCAUGGAGAUACAAUAUGGAAUACAGCUGUUGUCAUUGAUGAAUUUGGCAAAAUCAUAGGUAAACAUAGGAAAAAUCACAUUCCACGAGUAGGUGAUUUUAAUGAAUCCACUUAUUACAUUGAGGGUAACACAGGUCAUCCAGUAUUUGAAACCAAAUUUGGCAAAAUUGCUAUAAAUAUUUGCUAUGGAAGACACCAUCCAUUAAAUUGGUUAAUGUUUGGUAUUAAUGGAGCUGAAAUAGUAUUUAAUCCGUCGGCUACUGUUUCCGGAUUAAGUGAACACUUAUGGGCCGUGGAAGCUCGUAAUGCUGCAAUUUCAAAUAGCUAUUUCACAUGUGCAAUUAAUCGAGUAGGAACAGAAACAUUCACAAAUGAAUUCACUUCAGGAGAUGGAAAGCAUGCUCAUAAAGAUUUUGGUCACUUUUAUGGGUCCAGUUAUGUCACUGCUCCUGAUGGUUGCAGAACUCCAGGAUUAUCAAGAAUCAAUGAUGGUUUAAUGAUAACACAAAUUGAUUUGAACCAGUGUCGCCAAAUUAAAGAUAAAUGGGGCUUUACAAUGACACAGAGGUUGGAUUUAUAUGCAGAAAGUCUUACAAAAGCUGUCCAGCCAGAUUUUGAACGUCAAAUAAUCAAAAAGAAUUAAAUUCAUUUAAAAAUUGCACACAAAUUUAAAUCUACAUAAAUUUUUUAUUAUUUACUAAAUGCAUAAACAUUACUUUGUUAAUAAGUUUAUUGUUUGUUAAAGUUUAUUCUAUAUUACUUUUUUUUCAGAAUAUAUAUUUUUUACAAUGUUUUCAA